This is a messenger RNA of Solanum verrucosum, 2079 nucleotides long. RefSeq lists its product as uncharacterized. NCBI's taxonomy places the organism in Eukaryota, Viridiplantae, Streptophyta, Magnoliopsida, Solanales, Solanaceae. The transcript has a single exon. Bases 1 to 2079 code for a protein of 692 amino acids. The record is from RefSeq and is a predicted model, not a curated record.
AUGUAUGAAGCUUGGAUGAAUGGGCAAGCUCCUCCAUCUUCGAUUCGGGAAUACCUGAAUGCGAAUAUGCCAUUCCCUAUCCAAGUAUCGACCAAUGAUCCAAUUUAUCCACCUGGAUUCGGCUCCUACACUAACACAUCAAACGUCGCUAAAACUUCUACCGUGCGUCCCUUGAAUACACCUAUGAUGAGUAACCCACUUUUUAUGUCAACUGCGCCGACUAAUAGCACUUCAAAUCCAACAGUGGUGCCCAAAUCCAACAAUGAUCCUUCAUUCCAAGUUCCUCAUGACCAUGGCUACACCCCUGAAGAGGCCCUUAAAAUUCCAAGUUGUUAUCCCCAGACUCAUCAAUAUAGUUCCCCCUUAAAAAUUGAGAAGACAGUUAAGAAUGAGGAGCAUGAAGAAAUGGCUAAGAAAAUGAAGAGUUUGGAACAGAGUAUAAGAGAUAUGCAAGGACUAGGGAGCCACAAAGGCAUCUCAUUCAAUGAUUUGUGCAUGUUUCCCCGCGUCCAUUUGCCUACUGGUUUUAAAACCUCGAAGUUUGAGAAAUAUGAUGGUCAUAGAGACCCCAUAGCUCAUUUGAAGAGAUAUUGCAAUCAAUUGAGAGGUGCAGAGGGCAAACAAGAGUUGCUCAUGGAUUAUUUUGGGGAAAGCCUGAUAAGAAUUGCGUCUGAAUGGUUCAUAGAUCAGGAUAUAGCCAACUGGCAUACGUGGGAUGAUUUGGCUCGAUGUUUUGUGCAACAAUUCCAAUAUAAUAUUGAUAUUGUGCCAGACCGCUCCUCACUUGCUAACAUAAGGAAAAAGACCAUAGAAAAUUUUCGUGAAUAUGCCGUUAGAUGGAGGGAGCAAGAUGUUAGGGUUAAACCACCAAUGAAGGAGUCAGAGAUGAUUGACGUUUUUCUCCAAGCCCAAGAACCUGAUUACUUUCAUUACUUGCUUUCUGCUGUCGGGAAGACAUUCGCAGAAGUUAUCAAGGUUGGGGAAAUGGUGGAAAAUGGCAUCAAGUCUGGGAAGAUCGUAAGCCAAGCUGCUUUAAAAGCCACAACACAAGCGCUUCAAAAUGGUUCUGGAAAUAUUGGAGGGAAGAAAAGAAGGAAAGAUGUAGCCACCCUUGUAUCAGCACCUCGAACCUAUGCCCAAGAUAAUCAUACACAACACUACUUUCCUCCCCAAAUUCCACAAUAUCAUGUCCCAUAUCCUCAAUAUCCCAUAUUUACCGCACAACCAAUUGUUCCCCCUUCUUAUCCGCAAUGGCGUGUACCACUUCCUCAAAAUCAUCCAUCACCCCCACAAAUUCACCAAAAUACAACUAGAAUUCCUUUUCGUCCUAGAAAAGAAUACAAGAAGGGAAAUGGAGCUAAGGAUGAGUUCAUCCCUAUUGGAGAAUCAUAUGCUAGCUUGUUUCAAAAAUUAAGAACAUUGAAUGUUUUGAGUCCUAUUGAAAGAAAGAUGUUGAAUCCUCUUCCGAGAAAUCUUGAUUAUUCCCAACACUGUGCAUAUUAUUCUGAUGCCCCAGGGCACAACAUAGAGAGAUGUUGGUACUUGAAAAAGGCAAUUCAAGAUUUGAUCGAUACUCGUCGAAUUAUAGUUGAAAGCCCAAAUGAACCGAACAUCAAUCAAAAUCCACUGCCCAGACAUACUGAAACAAACAUGUUAGAGAUGAUGAAUGGCCACGAAGAAGUUGCAGUCCCAUACAAGCCAAUCCUAAGGGUUGAAACUGGCAUGGAAAGUUUAGCAAAUGUCGUUGACUUAACAAAAAUGAUGCCUUCAGGGGUGGAAAGUACGUCUGAAAAGUUGACCCCAUCAAGUGCACCCAUCCUAACUGUAAAAGGAGCACUUGAAGAUGUUUGGGCAAGUCAGAGAGAGGCAAAAUUGGUUGUUCCAAGAGGACCAGACAAACCUAUCUUGAUCGUGCAAGGAGCCUAUAUUCCACCUGUGAUCAUUAGGCCAGUGUCCCAACUUCCAAUGACUAAUCCCAAGGCUGUCCCUUGGAAUUAUGAGUAUGCCGUCGUGACAUACAAGGGGAAAGAAAUCAAUGAAGAAGUAGUUCGGGAAGAUGCUAUGCCCCGACUGAAUUAA